CCGCUCCGCGUGCAGCCAGUGACUGCUGCUGCUGUCUCGCGGCGUUUGGAGAUCCUGUACGCGCGCUGUAUGGAUGCUGAAUCUUCGGCGCUGCUGUAAACGCGACGGAAUCAACAUGUCCAACCCUCCGCACGACCCGUUCUACUCGUCCCCUUUCGGACCGUUCUACCGGAGGCAUUCACCGUACAUGGUGCAGCCUGAGUACAGGAUCUAUGAGAUGAACAAACGACUUCAGUCCCGGACAGAGGAGAGUGAUAGUCUGUGGUGGGAUGCGUUUGCUACAGAGUUCUUUGAGGAGGAUGCUACAUUGACCCUCUCCUUCUGUUUGGAGGAUGGACCAAAAAGAUACACAAUCGGGCGGACCCUCAUCCCUCGUUACUUCAGCACGGUAUUUGAAGGUGGCGUGUCAGACCUCUACUACAUCCUGAAACACUCCAAAGAGUCCUUCCACAACUCCUGCAUCACUGUGGACUGCGACCAGUGCACCAUGGUCACACAGCACGGCAAGCCCAUGUUCACCAAGGUGUGUACGGAGGGCAGGUUGAUUCUGGAGUUUGCCUUCGACGAUCUGAUGAGGAUCAAGACGUGGCACUUCAACAUCAGACAGUAUCGGGAACUCAUCCCACGGAGCAUUCUAGCCAUGCACGCACAAGACCCUCAAGUCCUGGAGCAGCUCUCGAAAAACAUCACCCGCAUGGGAUUGACCAACUUUACCCUCAACUACCUCAGGUUGUGUGUCAUUCUGGAGCCGAUGCAAGAGUUAAUGUCCCGACACAAGACCUACAACCUUAGCCCGAGAGACUGUCUAAAGACCUGUCUGUUCCAGAAGUGGCAAAGAAUGGUGGCCCCUCCAGCUGGACAUCCACAGAACUUCAAAACAGAAAUUUUCCCCUCAAAUCACAAAAAAGAGCCCACUCGACAGACCACGACCAAGAGAAGAAAGAGGAAGAACUCCGCCAGCAGUGCGUCUAACAGUAGCCUAGGCAACAGCGCUGGCGGCAAGAAACGUAGCCCUGCCAACAACUUCACUCUGGCCAGCCAGGUACCUGAUGUGAUGGUGGUAGGUGAGCCCACUCUGAUGGGCGGGGAGUUUGGCGAUGAGGACGAGCGUCUGAUCACGCGGCUAGAAAACACACAAUACGACGCCACCAACGGUCUGGACGAUGACGACGACUUCACGAGCUCGCCGGCGCUCGGCAACAACAGUCCCUGGAACAGCAAGCCACCCACAGGGCAGGACAGCAAGCCCGAGAGUACGGCCUCGCAGCCCUCUCAGUAGGAGACAACAUGCGCAGUGCCCAGUUAAACCACCAGGGCGGCGCACUCCCUCUCUCUGACCUCACUUUUUACCCUUGAUGAUGUUAAUCCCAUGUCAUGGUGUUAAUGAUGUCAUCCAUUUUCACCUGAAACUGAUGGUUCCUCUCCGUAUUUUGGGUAACAUUUAGGAACUUCACUGACCAAACUUUGGCAGCAAUAUUUGCUCACUGGAUUUUUUAAAAAUCAUCUAGCUAUAGGCUACAAAGCAGCGUAAGUAAUGUGACUCUUGGAGGAACUGGACUUUAUUAAGGCUGAAUGAGGUCUGAAUUAACAGAGACCUGAAUUUGGGACAACUUUGGCCCAAUAAUCAUUGUAAAAACAAAAACUACCGUCUGUCUCGAAGUUCAUCACAUAUCUCCAUAGUGACUUCGGUUGCCAACCACAUUCAACGUCAACCAAUGCUGGAGAGAUGGUCAUGUUGGCUGUCCUCUAAUUGAAGACUGGAACUGCAGAGGCAUCCACCGAGACCAAUCCCUGAACAUUUGCAUUUUUAUUGGAAAUUUGUUUGGCUAUUGUCUUCUUCCCUCUGCUUUCAAUUAAAAGUGAACCGCCUUGCAUUUCUUCAACACAACAGACUGUAUUAACAAAGACCGCUUGUAUAGAAGAGUCAGUUACCAUUUACAGAUUGUACUUUAAUUCAAAUAUUCCUAUUUGAUUUCAGAGUCAAUGUGUUAUUUUAUUAAUUUGUGACUAUUAUGUGUUCUCCUCGUACAUUUGGAGUUUUUUGACAGGCAGGCACAUAAAGAUUAUUUGUCCAUCUUCCGUCUAUUGACUUAAUUUCUAAAUGAACCAUGUUACGUUUCUGCAUGACAUUUUGAAAUCUGUAACAUGUUCAUUGCCAGACCAGUUAUCAGUUUGAAAGCACAGUAUCCAGGGUUUUAACUUCGACAAUAAAAAUGCGUUCUGCUUCAUCUGAUGUUGUGAAACCUUGAUGUAAACGACAGCUGUUUUGACAUUUACGAAUUAUUUGACUUUUUUAUAUAAUGGAUUUCAUACACAGGAAUGAACACCAUACUGAGAAAUGAGAAUGUUAAAUACAGAUUACUGUAAGUCCAGCCAUAAAUAUUCUGUUCAUUAGCUUUAAAUGAGUUUAAAUAACAUAUGGCAAGCUUUAUACAUAUCAUGCUUUUAAUAUGUAUGAAAACAGCCCUUUUAUCUGAAAAUCAUCAUUCCAGAAACUGCAAUGCCCUUUCAGCAAGUUAUGUGAUCACGUUUAUACAGCUUUAUGUAAUUUAUGUAGCUAGAUACAUGCACCUUUUCUCCAUAUACUGUACAUUGGAUUUGUAAGUCCCUUUAAAAGUUGCAUAGUGUGCUUUAAUGAUUAAAAGUAUUAUGAUGAUGACAAAGAGCCAAAUAUUUCUUUUUUAAUUAGUGUCUUUGUUUCUAUAACGUUAC
Molecule: messenger RNA, 2712 nt
Organism: Pimephales promelas (fathead minnow)
Lineage: Eukaryota; Metazoa; Chordata; Actinopteri; Cypriniformes; Leuciscidae
Gene: ldb2a
Product: LIM domain binding 2a
Source: RefSeq, a predicted model, not a curated record